AUGGAAGAUUUAGAGGUGGAUGAUGUCGAGCUGGUGGACCUCGGACCUGAGAUAGGACAACAGUUACGCGACAUUGAGCUCCCGUCCUCGACAUAUGGAGGAUCUUACCGUCCUGGUUCUUCCCAGUAUACGUCCAGACCAAACUCGUCCCUUGGACACGCAGGGAACAACUCGAAUGGGGGCUCAUCACUCAUGUCACUCCCGUCAGCUACACUCGAUCGCUUCGCCAAAUUGAGAAGUGGGCUGAAUAAUGGGUGCCAAUGCGGUGGUGUCCGGAGAAUCUGUCGUCGUUUCCCUACCGAGCAGCAAGGUCGCUUGGUAUAUGACAUGCUGAGGAGUGAACACCAUGAUCUCGUUGACCCUUAUCUUGUCAGAGAUGGUGAUGACUUCAGGAUGACCGUGACUCGGUACGAGGAGCUGUGCAGCAAGCAGGUCAAGAAGAAUCACUUGAAGCUUUACCGCGCCCCUCUUGCCUUUGCUCCUCACCCGGCCAACGUCCAGAGGUCCGUCCCCAUCGACCCCUGGCUCCUGGGCUUCUGGCUUGGUGAUGGGUCCACAGGCGGCCCGAUCGUCUCCAGCUCCGAUCUUGAGGUCAAAGUCUGGCUUCAUAGCCAUGUUGCGGAGCUCAACGCCAGCAGGCCAGCCGGGGCUCGCCCGCUCCACGUCAGCGAGCACCUCCAGCAGAAGGCUGGUGAUGCUAUUCCGGGGACUAAUCACUAUGCCAACCACAAUACUUACACAUAUAAGAUCUCCAGUCAGGAGGGGAUGCCUGGGUAUCACUGGAAUCCCAUCCAGGAUGGCCUCCGUUCCCUUGGUCUCCUUGGUGACAAGAGUGGUGGUAUCCCCGACUGCUAUAAGACUGCGGAUGAGGCUACUCGGCUGGCUGUCAUCGCUGGCCUCAUCGAUUCUGAUGGCUGCUAUGUGAAGUCACACAAUACCUACCGUUUUACGCAGCGCACCGAUGAGCAUAGGAAAAUCGUGGAGGAUCUCCGCGACUUGGCACUGAGUUGCGGUAUCUCUGUCACAGGCAUUGACAGAGAAGUCAAUAACCAGAAGUUUGGGGAUGGGUGGUCAGAUAUUCCUGGCGAUGUCUUCAUUUGCUACCUUGGCAAGGGGUCUGCUAAGUUCCAGCAAUACCUCCUCAUGCCUCGCAAGAAGAUGAACAUGGCCAAGACCUAUUACAAUGACGAUGCCCGCCCCUUCACGGUCACAGACGUUGAGGAGGAUGAUUAUCGCGCGAUUCAGGUCUCAGGGUCCCUAUUUCAGCUUGGGAAUGGCCUCGUUACUCACAAUUGUCAUUUGGUUUGUGAUUUGAGAUCCCCAAUUGCCGAGUUUUGCUAA
Messenger RNA from Podospora bellae-mahoneyi, 1341 nucleotides. RefSeq names its product glutamate synthase [NADH]. NCBI's taxonomy places the organism in Eukaryota, Fungi, Ascomycota, Sordariomycetes, Sordariales, Podosporaceae. Bases 1 to 1341 code for a protein of 446 amino acids. The transcript has a single exon. Gene Ontology annotation, biological process: intein-mediated protein splicing. The record is from RefSeq and is a predicted model, not a curated record. Gene Ontology annotation, molecular function: endonuclease activity.